Molecule: messenger RNA, 897 nt
Organism: Cooperia oncophora
Lineage: Eukaryota; Metazoa; Nematoda; Chromadorea; Rhabditida; Trichostrongylidae
Source: the annotation of a GenBank genome assembly
AUGGGAUGGGGUGGAACGUUUUCGGACGAGCCACUCAGUCAACUCCUACAGGCGAUCUUUCACGAAACAACAGUCACACAUCUUGACCGGUGGCGGAUAUACGUGUCACCGAAUGAGAGCUGCGUGUUGGAUACGAGUGAUGAACUGAGCGAUGCUGUGCAGUCGUCAUUACCACUUACCGUAAUGAACAACUACUUCUCGAUCGGAGCCGAUGCCCAUGUCGCGCUACAGUUUCAUCAUAGUCGAAGUGCUAAUCCUCAAAUGUUAAACAGUCGGCUGAGGAAUCGUAUCGCGUAUGGUGGUCUUGGUACAAUCGAUCUCUUCAAAAGGAGCUGGAAAGACCUGUCCGAUUACAUCUACCUUGAGUGUGACGGGGUGGACAUGACGCCUCGAAUCAAGGAACUCAAACUGCACUGUAUACUCUUCCACAAUAUCACCUACUACGCUGGCGGUACAACACCGUGGGGCAGCGAAGUGACCGCCGAUGGCGUGAAGCCGAGCUGUUGCGAUGGUCUCAUCGAAGUGCUUGGAUUCACUACUGCUACGCUUGCUGCUCUUCAAAUGGGAGGAAAAGGUGAGCGGUUAGCUCAGUGCUCUCGGGUUUACGUCACGACAUACAAGGCGAUUCCUAUGCAGGUUGAUGGUGAACCCUGUCUUCUAGCGCCGUCGCAUAUCGACCUCUCCUUCCACAGCAAGGUCCCGAUGCUCAAACGGGAGAAGAAGAUCGCUUGUACUCCAAAUCUUAUACGCCGCAAUACGAGGAUCGACAAGAAGGACUCACAGGUGCAGUCAACGUCUCUUAUCAUGCAUUUGCCAGUGGUCGUCGUGGGACGCCAUGACUACGAUACCUACAAAGACGCCAUCGAACGGCUCAAGGACACAGGUAAACAGAGAUGA